Messenger RNA from Daktulosphaira vitifoliae (grape phylloxera), 1884 nucleotides. RefSeq names its product transcription initiation factor TFIID subunit 6 (gene Taf6). Gene Ontology annotation, biological process: RNA polymerase II preinitiation complex assembly; transcription initiation at RNA polymerase II promoter. The transcript is spliced from 11 exons. The coding region runs from base 145 to 1734 and encodes 529 amino acids. Gene Ontology annotation, molecular function: transcription coactivator activity; protein heterodimerization activity; RNA polymerase II general transcription initiation factor activity. The record is from RefSeq and is a predicted model, not a curated record. Gene Ontology annotation, cellular component: transcription factor TFIID complex; SAGA complex; SLIK (SAGA-like) complex. NCBI's taxonomy places the organism in Eukaryota, Metazoa, Arthropoda, Insecta, Hemiptera, Phylloxeridae.
AGUGUUUUUAUUUUAGUUCGUUUUACUGUUAACAAUACUGGUCGACUUAUUUGUAAACGCAACUUAGCAAAUUUAAUUUUCGAUAAAAUUUCAUUAAUAUAAUUAAAUGUUAAAUCAUUUUAAUCUAAUGUGAUUUCUGACAAAAUGGGAGAAAUUGAAGUAAAUUAUGGCUCUACAUUACCUACUGAAUCCCUGAAAGUUAUUGCUGAAAGUGUUGGUAUUGGAAAUUUAUCUGAUGAUGCAGCCAAAGAAAUUUCUGAUUCUGCUACAUACCGUCUUAAAUUAGUGUUACAAGAGAGUAAAAAAUUUAUGAUGCAUUCUAACAGAUGCAAGCUUUUACCAACAGACAUUGAUAAUGCUCUGAAAGUACUUGGUAUAGAGCCCAUAUAUGGAUUCCAUUCUAAAGAACAUGUACCCUUCAGAUAUGCUUCUGGUGGAGGAAGAGAAUUACAUUUCAUAGAUGAUAAAGAUAUAGACCUUAUUGAAUUUGUAAAUGCACCUCUUGCUAAAUUACCAUUAGACAUCAGCUUACGAUGCCAUUGGCUUGCAAUUGAUGGAGUACAACCGUCUAUUCCUGAAAAUCCUCCAUCAGUAUCUAAGGAUGCUCAAAAAAUCGAAUGUGUUGAUCCCCUUAAUAAAUUAAAAAAACCUAUUGAUAAAGAAGUCUCAGGUCGUCCAACAACAGGAAAAGCCCAAAAACUCCGUAAUGUUGAAACUGUUCAUGUAAAACAAUUAGCUACUCAUGAGUUAUCAGUUGAACAGCAGCUUUAUUAUAAGGAAAUUACAGAAGCCUGUGUUGGAUCAGAUGAAGCUCGCCGUGCUGAAGCUCUUCAAAGUUUAGCAACAGAUCCAGGACUUCAUGAAAUGUUACCUCGUAUGUGCACUUUUAUUGCUGAAGGUGUUAAAGUGAAUGUAGUUCAAAAUAAUCUGGCGUUACUUAUUUAUCUUAUGAGAAUGGUCAAAGCUUUAUUAGAUAACCCUGCACUUUAUUUGGAAAAAUAUUUGCAUGAAAUUAUACCAUCAGUUGUUACAUGUGUUGUAAGCAAGCAAUUAUGCAUGAGACCAGAAAUUGAUAAUCAUUGGGCACUAAGAGAUUUUGCUGCUCGUCUUAUGGCUCAAAUUUGCAAAACAUUUAAUACACCAACUAAUAACAUACAAACUCGUAUUACGAGAGUAUUUACUAAUGCAACUAACUCGGAUAAAACUGCACUACCAUCAGUUUAUGGAGCUUUAGAAGGUUUAGCAGAAUUAGGGACAGAAACUAUUAAAGUAUUUGUUAUUCCUAGAGUUCGUAUGAUAUCUGAUAGAAUAGAUUCACCUGAAGUAUCACAAAACAAUGUUGAUAGAAUAUCUGGAAAUCAAAUUAAACAUUUAUUAUGUAAAAUAUUAACACCGGUAUUGAAAACAACACAUCAACCACCAGAUGUAUUGGAAGAUUACAAAACAGAGUUUGGGUCAGUUGGUGUACAAUUACAUACUGCUGUUACUAAAGCUCGGGCUACUUCAGUAACUCAAAAUUCAAGUAGUUCUACUCUCACACAAACCAAUCCAUCGCCUAAAUCAGCUAUUGGCCGACCAGUAGCUACAACAACAAGUAAUACAGGUGGUGGACCUCAAAAAUAUGUGUUAAUGUCACAAAGACCUAAUAAUACUCCAAACUCAUCUAACAAAAAUACUCACGUAUCUCAUCAGAAUGUUAAAUCUGAAUUUCAAGAUCCAAAUAAUCAAGCUUAGUCAAUGUAGUAAUAUUAAAAGAAGUUUAAUUUUGAUGCAGUUAACUUUAUUUGAAUAAAGAAAUAAAUAAUUAUUUAUCUUUGCUAAUAGUUGUAAAUAAUCAUCAAUAUUUAAAUAUGAUAAUAAAAUUAAAUCUCAUGUAUUCGAUUA